Tetrahymena thermophila SB210 is the source of this 2766-nucleotide messenger RNA. RefSeq names its product eukaryotic membrane protein, cytomegalovirus gH-receptor family protein. The transcript has a single exon. Gene Ontology annotation, biological process: maintenance of protein localization in endoplasmic reticulum. Gene Ontology annotation, cellular component: endoplasmic reticulum membrane. The record is from RefSeq and is a predicted model, not a curated record. NCBI's taxonomy places the organism in Eukaryota, Ciliophora, Oligohymenophorea, Hymenostomatida, Tetrahymenidae.
AUGAAUUAUUCAGGUUAGUAAGCUCGAUUGGAUUAGUCUAAUCAAAAAUUAAAUGGCAACAACAACCAGUCUAAUAUUCUCAAUAGUAGUGUAAAACAAAAGGAAUAGAAUUAGCAAAGUCAGUAAGUUAAUUAAGUAAAUAUUAGUAAGAAAAACAAAAAGAAUAAAAAGAGAAGUUCUUAAUAAGCAAGCAAUAGUGAUGAAUAUUCUAGGAAUGCUAAUAUUGAUCAUAUUUUAAGCGCUAUAGAGAACAACAAGAGAUGUAAUGAUUCAGAUUUCUACAAUUAAAGCAAUAACAAAAUAUCAUAAGAAUAUUUAAGUUUGGUAGAUUCUACAGAGCCUAACAACAAUACGGUAGAAUAUAUUCGUAGGAAACUUUCUGAUUAAAAUUAUUCAUUAAUUUCUCCUGAAAAUAAGACCUCUGCUACUAAUUUCCAUAAAAAAUCUAAUAGCAAUUAAGAAAGAUUAUCUUCCUCUGUGUCUUCUUACGGUACUAACAAAGAUAGUUAAUAUGAUGAUGGUUUUAUAACAAUAGGUAAGGCAGCUAAACCAAACAAUGGCUACAAUAACUAGUUACACUAUAACGAAUAAAAUAAGUAAAUAAGUAGUAAAUAGAAUUGCAGCUAUUCUAUUAAUGUAUUAAAUGACAGUAACAUAAAUUAGUAAAAUAAACACAACAAUAGCAAUAACUAAACUCAAAACAAAAAUCAUAAAAUGAAAUAACAUUCAAAUUAAAACUAGCAGCAGCAUGUCAGAAAGCAUGACUAAAUCUAAAUUGUGCAUUCUAACAGCUAUAAUAUUGAAAAUAGUGAUUCAAAGCAUAAUUAAAGCAACCACAAUAGGUUUUCUUCUUCAGGAGAUAUCAAAAACAAGUAAAAUCAAUCCUCGCCUUUAAAAGAAAUAAAAUAGCAUAGAAGUAGCUUGGUUGUGUAAUAAAAUCAAAAUAAUAAAUUCAAAAAUGAAAUAAACUCUUUAGAUUACGUACAAGAAGAGUAAAGGAUUAAUAAUUCGAGCAGUUAAGAAUUGGAUCACGAGAACGAAGAAAUUAACUAAUAAGAAGAUAAAGAGAGUUAUGAAUACUUUUCGAAUAUUGACCAUGAUGAAUCACAAUAGACAAGUAAAGAGGAUAACAAUCAUUUAAAAGUGAUGAGAAAAAAAACAAAUAGAAGCAAAAGCAUUCAUAAUAGUACAGAAUUAGGCUCAGUCAAUAAUAAUUCAUAAGAAAAAUUAGGUUGUUUAACUGCUAAAAAUGACAGCAAAACUACAAAAGAUGAUACAGAUUUUACUAGCAUUAACAAUCUUGAAAAUCAAAAUUAACUGCAAUUAACCAAUUAAUCAUCUUAAUAAAGCUAAAAUAAUUCUAAUGUCAUGAGUUAAUCAUGCUAAAAUCUUCCCAAUCCUCCAACUUUACAAAAAGAGAAAUCAAUUACAAAUGAAGAUAAAGAUAAAGAAAAAGAAGAAGGAAGCUUAGCAAUAUUUCGUUGCCCGAUAGCUUUAGAGAAGUACAACAUAAAACUGUGGAUUAUGUAUGUAGACAAUUUAAUUGAAGUUAUGUUUAAGUUGCCGAUUGAGUUGAUUAUUUUAAUUGCAGAGUACAUAAUCAAAGGCAAACAAAUUUAGAGAAAAGAUUUUCAUAUAUGGGUUCAUUUUAUUUUAAUUCUUAUCCCUGUUCUCAUAUUCACAGAUAACCUCUAUAUCAUAGAAAUGAAAGAAUACUUUGAUGUUUCUUAUUGGUAUCAUGCAUUCAGAGGUUAAUCUACUCUCAAACUUUACGGUGUUCUUAUGACAGCAGAUAUAGUUGAUAAGAUGUUGUGUACAUUCGGUGAGUACCUCAUAUUAGAUAUUAUUUGGUAGAAAUUACCUAAAUCUCCACUCCUCCACCUUAUAAAAUACAUAAUUCCUGCAAUUCUCUAUGUUUUUUUGCACUCACUUGUCCUUUUUCUGUCAAUAAUUGCUACAAAUGUUAUUUUAAAUAGUGAUAUUUCCUUCUUGUUUGUAAUGAUGUUUGUCCACCUUUCAAUGAAGCUUAAAUCAACUAUCUUUAAGAAAUUCACCAAAGAUGGCUAUGUCUAACAAACUCAUUCAGACUUAAGAUCUAGAUUUGCUAAAUUUUUGUACGUCUUCCUCAUAUGGGCAAGUAUGAGAGGUUUCCCUGAAGAUAUAGUAAGAAAGCUGGUUUAUUUUUUAGGUUUUGAAGUAAUUGUAGAGUGGAUUAAGCACAUAUUUUUGAUGCUCUUAAAUAAUCUAAAGCUCUCUAUUGUAGAAAGUAUGAGUAAAUCAUGCAAAGUUUUUGUAGCUCAAGUUCGUAUCAUCCCCUCCUUUUAAGCAUAAGAAAUACUAAAUAAUAAAACUUUACAAACAUUCAUGGAAAGAGAAAAUUAUCUUGCACAAACUCCAUAUGUGUCACCCAGUUUGAAAAUAGGAUUUCGAGUAAACUUUUUAGCAUUUCACCAUGCAGUAAUAAUAAUUAAAAUUCUAUACCCAAUAAUGCUUAACUAUUUCUCCUACAACAACUUCUGGAUAGCUAUAUUUUUCGUGCGUAUUUUCUAAAUUUUAAACGACUUGCUCAUUUACAAGUUCUCCUUUAAUAAUAAUGAAAUAAUUAAGCUCUACACUCUUAAAAAUCAGUCACUCCUCAAAACUAUUUUUAAUAAAAUUGAUUAUUUGAUUUUCACCCAUGGAAUCUAUUCCAUACUCAAAUUCUAUUAUAAUGAUUCUUUCAAAAACCCAAUAGAGCUUUUAAGUCCUCUAUUUUCAAAGUAAUGA